AUGCCGGGUAGGAGGGGAGGGAUCGAGGAGAAUGCCGGGAAUGCCGGGCGGGAGAGGAGGGAUGUGGGAUCCCUGUGGAUCCAGCAGGAUCGGGGGAUGGCUCCGUCUCCAGCCCUGCCGGAUUGGGGAACGUCUCCCAAAAUCCUAUUCCCGGGAUUGAGCCCUUCCGUGUUGUCCCGGGAGUCUUGGGAUGCUGGGAAGGAUGGCAGUGGGAAAACUGGGAUGGGGAGACCUCCCUGUCCAUCGCCGGGCUCAUCCAUUCCCGUCAUUCCCGGUUUUCCCAAGUCCCUGAGCAUCCAGACGGCGUCUCUGGCCGAGGCGGAGAACAUGGCGGAGCUCAUCGACGGAUACUGCCGGAUCCAGCGGGACACGGACACAUCCCUGCUCGUCAGCCACGGGAAAGCCCAACACUUCUGGAUCUGCCGGGAAGCCAUAACACUGGGAAGGAUCCUGGGAGAAGGAUUCUUUGGAGAGGUCUACGAGGGGAUCUACACCCCCCCGGAAGGGGAGCGGAUCAGCGUGGCCGUGAAGACCUGCAAGCAGGAUUGCAGCCCGGAAAACAGGGAGAAGUUCCUCAGGGAAGCAGUGCUGAUGAAGAAGCUGGACCACCCCCACAUCGUGAAGCUCAUCGGCAUCGCCGAGGACGAGCCCACCUGGAUCGUCAUGGAGCUCUAUCCAUACGGAGAGCUGGGGCAGUUCCUGGAGCAGCGGCGGCCGCGCCCGCCCGUGCCCACCCUGGUGCUCUACGCCCUGCAGGUGGGCAAGGCCAUGGCCUACCUGGAGGCCAUCAGCUGCGUCCACAGGUGCCUGGGAUACCUGGGAUACCUGGGAUACCUGGGAUACCGGGAUGGGAGCCCCGUGUGCGUGUGGGAGAUCCUGAGCCUCGGGAAGCAGCCGUUCUUCUGGCUGGAAAACCGGGAUGUGAUCGGGGUGCUGGAGCGCGGCGACCGCCUGCCCAAACCCGAGCUCUGCCCGCCCGUCCUCUACACCCUCCUCACCCGCUGCUGGGACUACGAUCCCGGGGAACGGCCCCGCUUCCAGGAGCUCGUCUGCAGCCUCAGCUCCCCCGCCCUCGCCAGCCCCGCCGAGUGCCCGCACCCGCCCGGCACCCUCCGCACGCCGCCGCCCCACCGGCACGCCGGCGCCUUCCAGCGCCGCAGCAUGAGGGAGGAGGAUUUCCUGCGGCCCAGCAGCCGGGAGGAGGCUCAGAGGCUGCUGGAGCUGGAGAGGCUGCGGGUGGAGCGGGUCAUGGAGCGGCAGCAGCGCGAGAUGCUCGAGGACGACCGGUGGCUGCGGAGGGAGGUGGAGAGCCUGGACCCCACGGUGUUCAUGAACAACAACAUCCCCCCGCUGCUCCCGGAGAAGGAGACGGAUUACAGUGAGUUCCCGGGCUUUUCCAUGGAUCUCCCACCCUGGGGCCGGGAUUUGGGAUCCUCCCGGGUUCGGGAUGCUCCAGGAGGGAAUUCCCACAUCCCAGGGGGGAUCAGAUCCCGGGGGAAG
Lepidothrix coronata (blue-crowned manakin) is the source of this 1500-nucleotide messenger RNA. RefSeq names its product protein tyrosine kinase 2 beta (gene PTK2B). Gene Ontology annotation, molecular function: ATP binding; protein tyrosine kinase activity. NCBI's taxonomy places the organism in Eukaryota, Metazoa, Chordata, Aves, Passeriformes, Pipridae. The record is from RefSeq and is a predicted model, not a curated record. The transcript is spliced from 10 exons. The annotation marks the transcript as partial. Gene Ontology annotation, cellular component: focal adhesion; dendritic spine. Gene Ontology annotation, biological process: protein phosphorylation.